UUACUAGCUUUUAAAUCGUAAUCAAUCGUUAUAAACUUUAUCUUUGACGAAAAGUAAAUUUUCCUUAUCGUUCGAGAGGUUCGGAAAAAGCAAAAAUAGUUUCCUGCGUUUCCUGCCUUGACAGUGAAAAGUCGAAAGACCCUUGCGGCAACAAUUAUUUUGUAAUAGUUUUCAAUCUUCCGUGAAAGUCUACAAAUGUCAAAACCUUCAUAAGGAAUUUGUGUGUCGGAGAAGGCAAAAGUGGGAGAACAAGAAAGGGCCUUUGUAGGCGAAAACAAGUUUUUUUUGGACAGAGAAAAAAAUUUCUGAAUUAUGGAUGUAUCCGAGACGCUCAAAGAAAGUAAUUCACUUACCGAAAAAAUGGAUUUAUUUAGUUCAUGUUUACUGAAUCAAUUAAAAACAUUGCCUCGAGAUCCCAGUUUGAUUCUCCGACCUCUAAACACGAAUGACUAUGGAAAAGGUUUCACUCAACUUUUGAGCCAACUUACGGAAGUCGGAUCGAUAGGAGAAGAUCAAUUUAUCAGUAGAUUUGCAAAAAUGAAAAAUUCCGGUGGUUAUUAUGUAAUUGUGAUAGAAGAUCGAAAUAUUGGAAAAAUUAUAGGCAGCGCUACUUUAGUAAUUGAACAGAAAUUCAUUCACAAUUGCGGUUUGCGUGGUCGAUUGGAGGACGUCGUUGUAAAUUCCACGUAUCGGGGACAACAAUUGGGGAAAAUUCUCGUGAUGGCGGUGACACAACUCUCACGGCAACUGAAAUGUUACAAAUUAUCGCUCGAUUGUAAAGACAAAUUGAUUCCAUUCUACGAAAGUUUAGGAUUCGUACUCGAACCUGGAAAUGGAAAUCAAAUGAACGCACGAUUCAAUCAAACUGAACAAUCACAUUUAUGAUUGUGCAGUAGUUCGCUAAUUUUUCCACUUAUAAUUUAACAGAAAUUAUUUAUACCAGAAAAUUAAAAAAACUUUUGUUUUAAUACAUAUUUUUUAAAAAUUACUUUUUAAAAUCAAUUUCAAAUCAAUUCUAAAUCAAUUUCAAAUUGUAGAUGAAUAGAAUUUAAAAACAAAUUUUUAUAAAAAAGUUUGAAAUCUCACUUUGUUAAUUUUUAAAAAUCAUUUAAAAUAUUUUUCUUAUAUCAUUCCAAUCUCAUUCGAGAAUAAAGACUUUCGAAAACGAACGAUUUCAAGAAAUGUAUAUUUUCAAGAAUAAAAUUUUAAAAAGGA
Messenger RNA from Leptopilina heterotoma, 1215 nucleotides. It is a transcript of the gene Gnpnat, whose product is annotated as probable glucosamine 6-phosphate N-acetyltransferase. The transcript has 5 exons. Gene Ontology annotation, molecular function: monosaccharide binding; glucosamine 6-phosphate N-acetyltransferase activity. The record is from RefSeq and is a predicted model, not a curated record. Gene Ontology annotation, cellular component: endoplasmic reticulum; Golgi apparatus; endoplasmic reticulum-Golgi intermediate compartment. The coding region runs from base 313 to 885 and encodes 190 amino acids. NCBI's taxonomy places the organism in Eukaryota, Metazoa, Arthropoda, Insecta, Hymenoptera, Figitidae. Gene Ontology annotation, biological process: UDP-N-acetylglucosamine biosynthetic process.